Messenger RNA from Photinus pyralis (common eastern firefly), 16764 nucleotides. RefSeq names its product histone-lysine N-methyltransferase 2C-like. The transcript has 35 exons. Lineage: Eukaryota; Metazoa; Arthropoda; Insecta; Coleoptera; Lampyridae. Gene Ontology annotation, biological process: positive regulation of transcription by RNA polymerase II. Gene Ontology annotation, cellular component: nucleus; MLL3/4 complex. Gene Ontology annotation, molecular function: transcription coactivator activity; histone H3K4 methyltransferase activity; histone binding. The record is from RefSeq and is a predicted model, not a curated record. Bases 148 to 15918 code for a protein of 5256 amino acids.
GCCUGUUAAAUUUGUGGCUGAAUUUAUGCUUGGUUUUAAUGUUAUUAAAAUAUGUGUAUAUUGGAAUUGUGUAAACUUGAGAGCGUUUUUUGUGUAAUACUGUAGAGAUCAUGGCGAGAUGUAAAUUUCUGUUAAGUGUUUAAAAGUAUGGAGAGCAUACAUGGCAGAGGAAUAGAAACAGAACAGUUAAUGGAAAUCGAUGAGGGUGAUGGUUCGGAUGUCGAUGACGAAGACGAAGAUUUAAUUGACGAUCCGCUACCGUCACCUCUUCAGUUAUCAUCUUCUGGGGCUGCAUCCACAGCCACUUCAACUACUUCAUCGCCAAAUAAUGAUGAAUUUUCGUUACCUUACUUGUUUUCAGGUAAACCGCUUAAUAUUAAAAGAGGACGAGGGAGACCGCGUCGAGAGGGAGGCAAAUCUUUACCGCGAAGAACGGGACUCGCUUCUAAAAUUAAACGUUUAAGAGGUAUUGGUUACACACGUGGAUUGCCCAAAAAAGUUCGACCAUUUGACAAAAUGGAAUUUGAAUACAUCUCAUCAUCAUUGGGUUUUGAUGAUCCUAAUUCGAUCUUAGAUCCCGAAACAGGAACGUUUAUCAUUCCUGAAAAGGAAAAACUCGCUUUAACACCUGAUGAUACUCCAUAUCCGCCUGAACUAUGGCCCGGAAAAGUGUGCGCAUUAUGUAAUUUGGGAGAAAGGAGUCAAUUGGGGCAAAGAGACCUGUUGCGUCUUAGUUGUCCCGAAGGCUUUAUUCCUCAACGAAUGUUAUCUAAUUCUUUGUUGUCGCAAGUGGAUACAACACAAAUUACAGAACGUGAAAUCGGAGAUAAAAGUCCUCGUGGUCCUGUGACAUGUCGUCGUCAGAAAAGCUUUAAUAAGUGUCGCAAUCCGUCUUUGUCUAAUGAAUAUGUUGACGAAUUGUCUAUUAUCGGAUAUUUGGAGCAACCUGAUGUUCAAAGUGUAUUCGAUUCCUCUGGUUAUUUUUACGUUCACAGAAAUUGUGCUGCUUGGUCUAACGGAGUGAUUAUUUAUGAAAAUUCUGGUUUGGAAAAUGUAGGACAGAUGGUAUUGUAUAGCAUUUCAAAAAAAUGUUCUUAUUGCCAUCAUUUCGGCGCAAGUUUAACUUGCAAAGCAGGGGGGUGCAGUAAACAGUUUCAUUUUCCUUGUGCGACAGCUUCCGGUGCCUUUCAAGAGUUACGAUCUGUUGCAAUUUUUUGUGUUGAACAUUUGGCAAAAGUUCCAUUAGUGUGUGAAUCUUCUGUUUGCUAUACUUGCAAGAUGCAUGGGGACAUAGCUAACCUUAUGUUUUGUUCCUCGUGUGGUGAACAUUAUCACGGGACCUGUGUCGGAUUAGCGCAACUACCAGGUGUGAGGGCUGGAUGGCAGUGUAGAAAAUGCAGGGUGUGUCAAGUGUGUCGAAUGGUUGGUGAUGAAUCAAAGUUAAUGGCAUGCGAACAGUGUGACAAAAUAUAUCACGCAAUUUGUCAAAGACCAAUUGUAACAACUAUCCCAAAGUACGGAUGGAAGUGCAAGUGCUGUCGAGUUUGUGGUGAUUGCGGGUCCAGGACUCCCGGAGCUGGUUUAUCUUCACGAUGGCACGCCCAUUAUACAGUAUGUGAUUCCUGUUAUCAACAACGUAACAAGGGCUUUUGUUGCCCGCUCUGUCAUCGUGCUUAUCGCGCACAUGCACAUCGUGAAAUGGUACAAUGCAGCUUGUGUCGAAAAUUUGUGCAUGGUACUUGCGACCCUGAUGCGGAUCUUGCAACAUAUCACCAACGCAAAGAAGCGCAUCCAGAGUACGACUAUAUUUGUCUGAUUUGCAAAAGUAUAACUCAACAAAAUCGACAGUUGAUGGCUAAGAGAAAUAGUUUCUUUCUAGGUAUCGAGGAGAGCGAUUGUCUCUCAGGAUCGUCCGAAUUUCUCUUUGAAGAUUCAUACGAGUUUGACUUUGAUAGGCAAAUUGGAGAAGACCCUGCGAAAUUUAUGGGUUUAGGAAAGGGUAAACCUUACAGUGCUAGUAAAAUAGCGAAAAAACGUUUAGGUUUAGGAACAGUGACCUCGGGACGACCGAAAGGCAUUGGAAAAGGUUUACCUGGGAAAGUGGGAUUUACAAAACGUCAACGAUUAGCAGAUUUUGGAAGAAAAAGGGGCCCCAAGUCAAAAAUGCGUGGCAUUUUCGGUGUUCCCGGUGUCGGUUUACAGAGACCUACUUGUGACGGCAAGACAGACGAAGAACCCGGGUUGGAAAAUCGUCUUGUGCUGUGUUCAGCAAAAGACAAGUUUGUGUUAACACAAGAUAUUUGUGUAAUGUGUGGGGCAUUAGGGACGGAUCAAGAAGGAUGUCUUAUAGCAUGCGUUCAAUGUGGUCAAUGCUACCAUCCUUACUGUGUGAAUGUUAAAGUGACUAAAGUCAUUCUGCAAAAAGGAUGGCGUUGUUUAGACUGUACUGUUUGUGAAGGAUGUGGUCAACGUAAUGACGAAGGCAGACUUAUUCUUUGUGAUGAAUGUGAUAUUUCUUACCAUAUCUAUUGCAUGGAUCCUCCAUUAGAUUAUGUUCCUCAUGGAAAUUGGAAAUGUAAGUGGUGUGCGGUUUGUCAAGUUUGUGGUGCUACAGAUCCCGGUUUCAAUUGCUCAUGGAUGAAUAGCUUUACGGAGUGUGGACCUUGCGCUUCGCAUUCGGCAUGCCCUAGUUGUGGAUCUUUAUACAAUGAAGGAGAUCUCAUCAUCCAAUGCACUCAAUGUGAAAGAUGGUUGCAUGGGAAUUGUGAUUCUAUCAAGACUGAAUUAGAAGCUGAAAAAUGUGCGGAUGAAGGAUAUACUUGUUUAUUAUGCCGUCCUCGGGAUGUGCCACCUCCUCAUCUUCACCCAUUGCUUUCGCCAAAACCAGUUACACCUUGCAAAAGCCCUGAAUUAAAAUCAAACGCGAACUAUUACAUGGACGGUGUUUAUUUAAGUGAAGUUGGAUAUGGCCUUAUUAAAUCAUUAACUAAUGAACAAAGUGUAACUAGGAAAAAGCGAAAAAAGUUAAUCGGUGGCCACCACGAUAAAGAAGCAGGCAUUAUGGCUACAAUUGAAUCUGUAGUCGCUGGAAGUAGUAUGGGUCAUAGUAAUUUAGACGAUAGUACAAAAUUAGAAUUAAUAGAUUUUAAAGAUGAUCCUCAGGAUUUGUAUAAAGAAGGUAUGCUUUGGACCAAAGAAGAUGGAGCUCCACCGGAAGGCUUUACACUGUACACUAUGGAAAGUGGCGUAAGCGUGUUAAGAAGAAAACGACAACGUAACUUACAAAAAUUAGGCAUAGGGGGGUUUUUAGUGCGCGUUAGAGGAAUACGGGGUAAUCCAGAUAAUGAUGAUGUUGAUACAUUACCAGGGCAAAAUUCUGGAGUGUUAGAAUCGGCAAAUUCGCAAUCUUUACAUGAAGGUGAAAAGCCACGACGUAAACCAGUUCGGAGAAAACCUAAAAGUAAACUCACCGAGAGUUUUCCUUCGUACUUACAAGAAGCGUUUUUUGGAAAGGAAUUAUUACAAAGUACCAAAGAGAUGGAUAGUACUAGUGAUAGUGAUGACGAUUCUUCAAAAACUCACUCGGAUAAAGACAGGGUAAUUCAACUGUCUCAGGAAGAAGUAAAACCUGCAGCUCUGGUAAAAAAAUCAAAAGCGUCAAAAUCUUAUUAUGGACAAGAACCAAGUGCAUUUAUAAGUAAAGUGAUUAAAGAUGCACUUAAAGAAGAACCUGAAAGUGAUACUGAGGUUCUUAAGGAUGUUUUAGCUUUACCGGGUGAUUUAUUAGACACAGACCUGGUCAAUACAAUUAUGAGCGAAGAUAAUCAAGAUUUGAAACAUGUUGGAAACUUGGAUUCAUUACCAGGUUCCAAUAUUCCUGACUCAGAAAUUAGUGAAUCUUUAGAAAGUACAACUAACUCUAAAGAUACGAAAGACGAAUUAACCGAUAUCUUGGGCUCACAUUUCAAUAUCGAAUCAAUUCCAAAUAUAAAUAGUAAAGAUGUGGAAGAUAUAUUUAAGAAUGUAUUAACUGACGAAUCACAAGAGUCUCAAGAAAGUUCGGCAUUUCCAAUCUCGAAUGCUAACACUUUUCCUUCUGAUAUAACUCAGCCUUUAAUGCAUCAACUUUCUGCACCUAUAAGACCCAAUACGUUACCAACUGUUAAUCAGAAUAGUCUAAACUCUCCGGUUAGUUUUCCUUCUCAAUCUCCUUAUCAUUCGGAGUACAGCAACAGCCCACAGUUUAGUCCGGCAUUUUCGGAACCGCCAAGUCCUUGGGUUACACUAAAUGAAACUGCUGAAAUUGAUACGCCUAUUACAAAUAUUCCUUCUACUUAUAACCAGCGUUCUGCUGAAAAAAUGAAAGCCGACGAAGGCUUGGGUUCCGGCGCCACGAUCUCCGCUGUACUUUAUGCAAACAUGAAUCACCCGGAAUGGAAAACUGACUAUCCACUUUGGAAUGAUCGCUACAAACAAAUAAUUAAGAAAUGGAGGACGUUAAGUACCGAACAAAAAGCACCUUAUCUACAGCAAGCUAGAGAUAACAGAUCAGCACUUCGUAUGAAAAAGCAGCAACAGAUCAACAAGGAGAGCACCAGCUCACCAAUAGUGACCAAAGUGAUUGCAACCUCAGUUAGCAGCAUUCCCUCAACCCAGGCUUCCGUCGUGGCUCCAGUCUCAGAGGAUCAAGAAAAAAUUACGCAACAACAAAAAACUGCUCGAGAGGCAGAGCAGGAAAGACAGUGGAAACAAUUGCAGGCUUUACGUCAGCAACAAGCCCAACAACAACAGCACGUUCUACAUGAACACAGGACUCAAGCUAUAGCCAAUGUUCAGAGAUCAUUAUCGGACGGCAGUGUACAAUCGGUAACUGAACAAGUAGGUGUACUUCAGUCUGCUUCACAACCAGUGAGCCCCGCACCUCCAUCGCCAGUUGCAUCUUCUCAUUUAUAUCCCAUCAAUGCAAAACCCAAUCAAAUUUCUUCUUUACCAUCACCCUCGUCUCAAAUACUUCCCCAAUCACUUAAUCCGACACCUGUAAAUGCAUUAUCAGAUAAAAAUGUUCCAAAAUCCUCAAUUAAUUCCUCGCUGAAUGAGCGCGUGAAUCCAAAGACACCAUUUACUACACCUCACACUGAUCUACAGGCUUAUUCUCAGACACGAACUAGUGAAGGGCCAGAUAUUAAUCGCCAAUUAAGAGAUCUUUUGCAAAGGCAGCAAUUUAAAAAAUUGGAUCAGCAAGUUCUUCCUGGGAAAGGUCAGCAAAGAAUAUGGCCUCCAAAUGAAUCGAAUCAAGAAAAUGAUCAAAGUCAAAAUAGCAGUACGGGAGAUGCUACAUUUCGACAUCCUCUUCCGCCUGGAUUCGCCAGGCCACGAGCCGCUGCUACUGCUGGGGUUGUAUUGAGACAACCUGCUAAUUUGGUUGGGUUACGAUUACAGGGUCUUGAUCCUCGUUUGCAAAAUGUUGAGUUUCGUAUGCGUUACUUACUUCAGCAACAGUUACAGCAACGUGGUAUAGUGCCCAUGAACAUUCAUCAACAGUUUCAAUCAGCCACACCACGUUUUCCUCAGCAAACUGUUACUGCAGUUCAAAAUGCAGAGCAAUAUGAGCAUAUUCAGAAGCAGACACAAUUACAAGACAGGGUUCCAAAGACCGAUGUGUCUAGGGCUAAUAAUCGAAAUGUACAGCAACUAUUAAACAAAUCGCAACCGAUUUCUAAUGCAACGGUAACAGAGAAGACCGGUACUGAUCAAGAAAUUCCAGAUAACGUUACUGCGGAAUUGGAAAAAUUAGAGCAAGAAACGGGAACAAUAGCGGAAUUACAAGGUGUUAAUGAUAUAUUUGGUGGUUUGGGGGAAGAUGAUGAUGAAUUGUUAGCGGAAAUGGGAGCCGAUUUUAACAUCUUGGAAUACGCUGAUCCAGAAUUAGAUACGUUAGGGGAUGGAGAAAAGACGAACAUUCUCGAUAGUCUUGAUUUGGUGGAACAUGAACCUGUAAAAGCAGAAAAGAGAGUUCAAAAAGUUGUCAGUGUCCCUUCGAAAAUGCCAUCAACUGAAGGACAAGCAGCCAAUACUUUACCGAAACCUCCAAUAACAACUACUAUAAAUCAGGCUGUGGUGCAUCCUGAAAAAUUACCCAGACUUUUACCUCCACCUUUAGUGGUCUCUCAACAACAAGCUGCAGAUACCCAACCGAAACCAACAACAUCAAUUGCUCUUACUGCUCAACAACAAAUACAUCAACAAAUGCUACAUCAGGUUCAGCAAGCAGCUUCUAUGGGUAGGCCUAUGUCUUUGGGAACUAAAUUAAUGUCACCAGAAGGCAUAAUAGGAGUGGUUACAGCGAAUAAUAAUGUAUCUCUUACUUUUCCCGCUAAUUAUGCACAAAGAAUAAUUACUUCACAUAUGCAAUUGCAAAAUCAAAAGUUACAAAUGCGAAUAGCCAAUGUAGGUCCAGGACCAAGGAUGGUUGCAAUGCCAGCCGGAACGUCUGUACAGGGAUCUAUUCAGAAUGCUAUACUAGCAGGGCUAACAACGUCCAGGUUAGGUGUUGGUCAAAAACCAAUACAACAACAGCAACAGCCACCUCCUCCGCCGCCCCCUCCUCCACCGUAUCCAGGUCCACCACCACCGUAUCCAGGAUCUACAAGUCAGGAACAACCACUUUUACUAGAAGAUCUUUUAGAACAGGAGAAACGUGAGCAAGAAAAACAAUUACAAACGCAUUCAACGUUAGAGACUCAAGAUGUACCUGCUACUUCUCGCGCUCCUGCAUUACUAAGUGAUAGAGAUUUUGAACGUCUCAAAGCGGACGUAUUCAACUCAAAUAAUAUCGAAUUAAACACUCCUAAUAAUUCAACUAUAGCAGCUGCUCAUCAAAGUAACCAGUCAUUCUCAAAUCCAACCGAUGGUAUGAAUCGAUGGCAGCAAAGUCCUACUCAAAAUACAAGUGCGCCACCACCACCAUCAGCUGAAGCCCCACCUCAAAUACCAACAUUUAAUGUUUCCUUACUACCAGCUCCUCCACUUCCACCUGAAACUAUUGUUACUGAACAAGACAAGCAGUCCCAAAUUGUAUAUGAACAAUGGUUGAACAAUCAAAAUACUAUUUUAUCGCAGCAGUUAAAGUAUUAUGAAACGGAAGUACAAAAAUUAAGGAAAAUUAGAAAAUCGUUAAACAGCAAACAGCGACAAUUAAGGAAAACGGGAAACCAGUUAGCAGAGGCUGAUGCCAUGGAGCUGCAUAGGAUAUCUUCCGAACAGUCUGUACUCCAGAAACAUCUUGAAUCUAGUCGCAAGCAAAGUCGUCAGCAUGGAAUGCUUAUACAGGUCUAUAUGAAGGAAUACCGCAACAAGCAACAAGCCAAACAACGUCCUGGUCAAUUGGGAUUAUUACCCGGACAACCAAACACAUCUCCAUUGGGUCCACCGGGCUCUUCUCCAAUACAUCAUACACCACAGUCGCCUAUGAUGUCACCGUCACCAUCUGCAUCCCCAAUGAUGUUACAACAUGGUUCACCAAUGCAAAGUCCUAGGCCACUAAUAACACAUUCUCCCGGUCCUAGUCCGGUUACGAGUGUAAUUCACAGUCCUAAUAAUCCCUUAGGUAACAUUUCUCCUAUGCAACCAUCACCUUUACAAUCUUCGAUGCAACCUUCACCCAAAGUUGGUACUCCCCAUUCCCAAAGUGAGGGAAGUCCGGGCUCGGCUCAGUCUCCAUCCCAAGUGUACUUACCACCACCUGCUUCGAGAAUGACGUCUCCUCAACAACGUCGGGUUGUCACAAGUCCUGUCGCUUAUUUGUCAGAACUACGGAAUUCCAUGCAACAAACAAGGUUUAUUCGUCCACCGUCCGCUGAUCAGCAACAAAAACCAAGAUUAUCGAUAUCAACUGCAACCUUUCUUCAAAGACCUGGAACUCCAUCACCAAUGAAUAGUCCACCACCUCAACCACAAAUUCAUCUCGCACAACAACAGUUAAUGCAAAAACAAUUGCAACAGCAAGUGUUUCUUCAACAAAGCACUGAUGGUGUUCAGGUCUCAAUGGAUACAAGUCUGCUUCAUUCGCAAAGAGCAAUGCAAUUAAUACAACAACGCCAACUUAUACUGAGGCAGCAACAAAUUUUACACCAUCAGCAACAAAAUAAUUCACAAGCACAACUUUUAACCUCUCAACAUCAGCUGAUUGUUCAGCAGCAACAGUUAGCUAAACAGCAACAACAACUUUCACAUAUCCAAGCUCAAGUUCAAAACACAAAAAUCUCCAUUUCUACACAAGGUAGACAAUCAAGUUCACCGAUGCCUCCUAGCCCCUUACUUAAUCAAGGACAAACUAUCAUGUCGCCUCAUUCUAUACAUAGUCAACCGGCAUCGCCUAGACUUUGUUUAAAUCCUCCGAACUCUCCUAUAGCAAGAAGUCCAGUUAUCCAUCAAAGUAUGAAUCAACCUCCAAGCCCUAUGGUGCACCACCAGCAACAGCAAAUUAGUUCACCGAUACCUCGAAGUCCUAUUCUGGGUAAUGUGCAAUCUCCGUUAGGAAUGAGAAGACCGCCGAGCACGAGCAAUAGUCCUGCAAUGUCCGAUUGUCCUCAGAGUGUAGAAAAUCCCGGCACUCCAAGAACGCCCUAUACACCUCCGUCUUAUAUAGAAAAUGAUUUUUCUGGAGGCGGCAACAUACAUAAUCCGAUACCAUUCAUGCCGGAACCAGGUCGUUACACUUAUUUUAAAUUGGGAUUACGUGGAGGAUCUCCUAUGUGGUCAUUGGGACGUGGGAUAAAGAAAAUGCCCUCUCCUUCAGAAAAUAAAGAAGAAACUUUAGAUCAAAACAAAAUGUGCAUUCCGACAGCUAGGAUAAAGAAAGAAUCGCAUUUGAACAAGGUUUCUAUUUUGAAAAAAAAGAUAACUGCGAAAAGCAACUUACGAUCUUUAGUGGGUAAAUUUGGCUCAUUAGUGAGUAGCGACUAUAAUGAAUUGGACGAUAGUUCGUGUACUCCACCUCUUACGCCUCCAUUGAAUGCAUCCACGAGCAAAUCAAAUGUGUAUAAAGGCCCAGUGAGAAAGUUACACGAGCAACCGGAUGGCAAAGAACAAGUAGUUGGAAGUAAUUCAACCGAAAAUAAUUGCGAAGAUGUCAUGGAUUAUGAUGAUGAUACGGACAACGGCGUUGUUUCCACGGAAGUGUCUUUAAAUUCUGUCGCUCAACAACCUGAUUCGGAUGAUAUUAGUGUUAUUGAAACAUUCUCGCAAAGCGAUUUGGGUGAUACUAUUUCCAGUCCAUUAGAAUCGGGACAAAUUGGUGAUGAAUUUUUACUGUUUCCUGGUAACAUGGUCGUUGACAUGUCGAAUACUAACCAUUACUCUGACAAGGAGGAGGAUGAGUAUGCGGAUCAGAUUUUGAACGUAGCCAUUCAAAGUCCCACACCAAGUGAGGAAGAAUUAAUAAUUCAAGGGAAAACUAAAAGUGUUACGACCGAUAGCUUGACGUUAAAUUUAGUACAGGGAUUAUCCUCAAACCAGCUGUUGACUGUGCGUGAUACGUCAGAGUCUCCAGAACAAGAGGACAUGAAUAUGGAUGCACCCACCCCAGAACAAUACUCUCAUCAUGCUGAUGACGAUUUAUUAACGCAUUUGGACGAUUCUGAUAUAGUUAUUAUAGAUCCGUCUAUUAAAAGUCCAGAGAUAUCGACCACAGAAGACUUUGAAAAAUUAAUUGACGAAGGUUCUAAGAAGGAAAAAAUUCUAAAACACGAAAUGGUAACUAACGAAAUGCAUAAAUACUUAACUUCUCCUAACUGUGUUACUUCUGCACCUUCGCUGAAUCAGACGAUUACACUAUCUACACAAUGUACCUCUCCAAAAAUUGCGUUUAUACCAGCUGGAAUAUCAAAUAGUGGUGGUGUAUCUUUGACUAAAAACAACCCUGUUCAGUUAAGCACUGAUGUUGUUAUAACUCGAACAACAAAGUUGUCAAAUACAACAACACCAAAUUUAACAAGUAUAAUACUUCCACUUAAAACAACGGUCGCUCCAACGCUUACAUUGGUAAGCACAAGCUCGUCACGUUUCACGAUUCCUGUGAUCAGUGCUAGUGCAAUAAGUAAGCUCCCUAAUGUGAAAGUAAUUGAUAAACCGUCAUCAUCGUUAUCACUGGCAGCACAUGAUGCUUGUUUACCGAAGAAAAUAUUUGACGAUGAAUCAUCGGUUUCUCCUGAUAGUUCAACAUGUGACGAUGAUAAGCCAAAAAAUAUGUACGAAAAAAAGUCAGUUUUAGAUGGACUGAGUAUAGAGGAUCAGUUUAUAAAGAAAGUUGAGCAAUCUUCAGAAAUAAGCAUUAUUAAGAAUGCCGGGGCGAUAGAAACUUCAAUAUUAUCUAACAAAUCUAAGUCAAAUGAAAGCGAUUUUAGGAAAUCUAACAUCGAUAGUAUGACAUCUUCUCCGACAGCGACAUUAAAAUUAGAUUGUCCCCAGUUUGUUAAUCUCAAAGAUCAUAUACAAAAUUUCUCCAAUCCAGUUACAAGCAAAAGUUCGUCGCCUGUAAAUCAGCAAACCACCCCCGAAUUGAAAAUGACAGCGCAGAUCGUGCAAGACAAGCAGAGUCUGCAAAUUGCGGGAAAUAAAAGAGAAACUAUAGCCGCCUCUUUUAUUACAACACAAGAUGUUGUGGAUUGCAGUAAUGAUUCAGAUACGGAUACAAAAUCUGUUGUUAUUUCCAUUCCUUCGCCCACACCCUCUCAAGAACAAAUGUUGGAUAAUAUGGCUUUACAGGCACUCGAAAACCGCAGAAGAGAUGGUAAGGGAAUGCCUUCAGGUUUUGAUACAUUCGAUGAUGUUUUGGAUAUGAUUGAAAAUAUCACAGGAGAGGGGCCUUCUCUUCUAGAAAGUAAUAUAUCGGAGAAAAAUAAAAAUGAAGAAAUUCCCAAUCAUCCUGUUAUAGUAAGGCAGGACUUUAAAAUAAAGGAUACUAUCGACGAUAAGCCACAAGUGUUGGAUACGUCGGAAUCUACAAAAAUGCAAACGCCUGUAACUGUUUCGACGUCAGCUAGAUCAACAGUAAUGCCACAAUUGUCGCCGCUCUCUCAGCCCACAGAUUUAACCACAAACAUGGCAAAUGUUUCCCAGCAACUGCGUACUCUUCUAUCAUCGUUGCAUACUACAACAGUAACAAGUUCGCCAAUCAUCGCAACUGUGGUUAAAAGUGUUACACACAAAGAGAAAGUUAUGCCAAAUGUGUCUGUGUGUUCAACGGCUUCGGCGAUAUCGUCGCGAAUUAUUCAAAGAACUCACAUACCUCCGCCUGUCUCGAACACUAACUUAAUUCUACCUACUGGAAAACCAAAACACAUUAUAACAUCAUUUGCAAUCACGUCACCUGACACGAAUAAUUCCGUGGUAUUGACAACAUCUACAUCUGCGAUACCUACAUCUGUUACAAAGGUAUUGCCGCUGAACGGAUUUGGUGGCAUACAAUUAAUGCCAGACCAUCCUAAGUUACCACCAGUGACUACAGUUGCGCCUUCACCAAUCUCGAAUAGUGCGCACCCGACAACAGUUGCACAAAAACCGAGUACUGUUAUUACAAGUACAUUGCAUAGUAUGAACGUUACCACAAGAAAUCCAUCGCUGAGUCUAAACGCAAUGUUACAAUCUCAUCCUGCAGCAACAAUUGCACAAACAGCUCCAGGAACAAUAACUGCUGCCAGUUUGUUGGGGCCUCCAAUAACAAUUGCUAAAUCUUCCUUUACUCCAUCUCUGGUACAUGCGCAACCUCUUGUUGUAUCACCAAUUGUUACAAAUUCUCCUCAAUUUACAAGUGGGGCGAUAUCUACGGGAUCUUCAGAUUUUAUUCAGACAUCUAGCGGCAUUACUGCAAAACCCACAAUUGCGACGUCAAAUUUUCUGCACUCUCAAUUGACAAAAACGAUUUAUUUCAAAGAAAAGCAGAACGAACCAAGCGUUUCUGAAUCAAUAGGUACCAUAGCAGAGGAAAUAAAGAAGGAAGUAACUGAGUCCCUGUCCACUCCCGAAUCGUAUAAUGCAGUACUAAAUAUGAUAUAUAAAUCAGACGCGGGAGGAUGUAAGUACUCAUCAAUACAUGGGCCGUCAAAAAUUGAGGAUUCCCAAAAUGUUUUGCUUAAACAAUUGCUUCAAAAUACUGCCUGCGCUACUACAGUACAGACGCAAGUGAGUACACCACCAAACUCGUCACCUGCCAUAACAACACCAAACUUACCGUUGGUGCCAAAUCUGGAGGCACAGUUGGCAAGACCCGUUCCACCUACUACAACAUCACUAUUGCCUCCUCUUUUGCAAAAUGAUAAUUGCAACAAUCAAAAUAAUAAGUCUGUGCUGCCAAAAGUUCCCAUGGUUACUCGAGAGACCUCAUUUGUUUCAAAACCAGUACCGCCUUCACCUACGAUUUCAUCCGUACCGACUCAGCAGUUGCAUCUUGAUCUGAAAAAGUGUGGAAAUUUAAAUCGCGCUUCAAGUAGAGACGACUUACUGUCGCCUCCUACGCCUAAAUCUUCCAAUAGUCAAGAUUCAAAUCUACAAACACCCCCUUUAAUUAUUAAGAAAGAAUAUCAUAUUCCGCCACCUCAGAGUCCACUACUAUAUGGCGUACACGAAGUUAAAAAAGAAUUAAUCGAUGAAACGUCACAACAUUCUGAGGUAUCUGAUCAUAGUCGACCCGAUUUAACACACGUUAAAGAAGAAAUUGAUUCGCCCGAUGCGAUUAUCGAAAAAACUUCUUUGGAACAAAAGGAAGAGCUUAAAAAAAUGAAACGAAGGGUUUAUCAGCAGAAACGUAGACAAAACCAGAUACUAAACAAAGACUCUCAUCCGCAACCGAAAAAGCGGCCCCGAAAAAGUUCCAAAGUUGACGAAGAUUACGAUUCAUACAUUGACAGUCUAUUAAUUCAAUUGAGAGCGUUACCGUCGAUGAUUGUGCAAGAACCGCAACUGAAUAGAAACUUUGGGGUGGUUCCUGUAUUUGGAAGCGGCGAUCUAAGCAAAGUCGGAUUGAAGGUGUGCAACUCUAGAGUUGGCGAUUUAAAUGGAUCUUACGGCAACGCAAUUGUUCCCGGCUUUUCGGAUUAUUACAGUUCAAAACCAUACGGCAACAUCGAACCGAUGGAGGAGAAAUCGACACCGUCUACUCAGCGAGGCUUUUAUGAUCAAGAAUUUCCCGUCAUUAAGUUUGAUGCCGACGAAGAUCGAAAGUUUGAAUUGUUCUGUCGUGAGAAUGAUUCACCUGAUUCUAUUGUUAGUAGUUCUUCACCAGAAUGUUCCGUUAUGGAACCAUAUGCGAAGUUUUUGGGACUAAAGUUGAUUGAUGAAGACGAAGAUGAUGAGGAUGACACGAGAACAUCUGCUAAAAUGAGAUCGUCUCCUAUUAUUCCUAUUAUUGCACCAAUUCCUAUUCGUUUGAAGCCGAUAGGACCAUAUCUAAAAGAUUAUACCGAACAGGACAAGGAAAACAUUUGCAAAGAUUAUUUUGUCAAAACAAAAUACGGAGCCAACCCACCAACUCCGUUAAAAGAUUCCGGAAAUGUCACAGUUACAUUAACUCUAACUUCGUCUGCUGCCGAAGACAUAAUGGGCGUAUUGAGAGAUUUAGCGAAUAUUUUACAUAUUCCGCCACCAACUAGUUACCAGAUAGUAGAAAGAACAAGUACACCUCCUAGUCAAAAAUUAGGAUUAUACAGAACUAAAGGCAAAGAUGGAAAGGAAGGAGCGCCUAUCGAUAUACAGACUAUUUUAAAUGGCGCUGCAAAGUUUUGUCGUCACUGCGAUGUUGUUAUAUUAAACAAUAUGAUUCGUAAAAAAGUAUCCGAGUUACCAUUCCUAUUUAAGGACACUGAACUGCUAAGCGAUGGUGAUGAAUUGUACUUUUGUGGUGUUUCCUGUUAUAUGCAGUUUGCCAUCAUGCAUCGUUCGCCAUCAAUAUCAGAGGACAAGGUUGCUGCAAUUGUCGAUCAUCUUUGCCAGAAGGAUAAACUGGGAAUGAAACGCAAGAAUUUAACCCUCGAACAAACAGACAAAUUUGUUAAUGAAAAUAUUUUUGGGAAGUUGAACACGUUUAAUAAAAUGGGAGUUGAGAUUAAAACCGAACCGAUGAAUUUAGACUUUGUUAAAGCCGAAUCUGCUUUCUCGCCAAGAAUGACAGACUUUAACUUUUUAUCUCGCAAGCACCAUUUGUUUAAUACUCUACAGCAGAUGCCCCAAAAGUUAUGGAAAGGUGUGAAAUACAAGUGUUGGUCUUUGGGUUGCUUUCAGUCUCCAGCAAAAAAUAAAAAGCCCAUGGACAAGGAGAUUAUGGAGUUAUUGUAUAAAAUGGGAAUUACUUUGGUCCCUUCAAAAAUGCCCGAAGACACAAGGCGGUGUAUGUUUUGCCAAGGUGUAGGAGAUGGAGUCGCAGAUGGACCAGCUCGUUUAUUAAAUUUCGAUGUGGAUAAGUGGGUACACCUUAAUUGUGCUUUGUGGUCGGAUGGUGUGUACGAAACAGUUAACGGUGCUCUUAUGAACUUAGAAAAUGCCAUUCAACAGAGCUUAGGUACAACAUGUAUACACUGUAAUCGAGUGGGUGCAACAAUUCGGUGUUUUAAAACACGAUGUUCAAACAUUUAUCAUCUUUCGUGCGCAGUUAAGGACGGUUGUGUUUUUUAUAAAAAUAAAACUAUAUACUGUCCAUCUCAUAUACUUAAAAAUGAAAAAGAUAAUGAAUUAACAACACUAUCAGUGUCCAGAAGGGUAUAUGUCAACAGAGAUGAAAACAGACAAGUAGCUGCAGUAAUGCAUCAUGCAUCUGACACAAACAAUUUGUUGAGAGUAGGAAAUUUAAUAUUUUUGAAUGUUGGGCAACUCUUACCGCAUCAGUUGCAAAAUUUCCAUUCUUCCAAUUAUAUUUACCCAAUCGGCUAUAAAAUCGUCAGAUUUUACUGGAGUAUUAGAAAAUUAAAUAAGCGUUGUAGUUACAUUUGUUCUAUACAUGACGUUGUUGGAAGACCCGAAUUCAGAGUUGUUAUUAAAGAACCCCCCGAAGAAGAUGUGGAAUUUAGAGACAGCAGCGCUAAGGCAGUAUGGAAUCGUAUUUUAGAAGUUAUCGCAUCAAACAGGAGAGAGAAUCAUUGUUUGCAACUGUUCCCGAAAUAUUUUACUGGGGAGGAUCUUUUUGGAUUGACUGAACCUGCUGUAGUUCGUGUUUUAGAAAGUCUUCCAGGAGUGGAAACGUUAACAGAUUAUAAAUUUAAAUAUGGCAGAAAUCCUUUAUUAGAACUUCCAUUAGCAAUAAACCCCUCAGGGGCUGCACGUACUGAACCGAAGCUUAGAAAUCAGUUUCAUUGGAAAAGGCCUCACACCCAGCGCACAGGCUCAUCAGUAAGACCAACAUUUGUACCCACACCUCAAGGAAUUGGUGAAGCGGUGUGUCCUUACAGUAAACAGUUUGUGCAUUCUAAGAGUUCUCAGUACAAAAAAAUGAAGCAGGAAUGGAAAACUAAUGUGUAUCUGGCAAGAUCAAAAAUUCAAGGAUUGGGGUUGUAUGCUGCAAGAGAUCUAGAGAAGCACACUAUGGUUAUUGAAUACAUAGGUGAAAUUAUCAGAACUGAGCUCGCAGAAACUCGUGAAAAGAAAUACGAAGCUAAAAACCGGGGAAUCUAUAUGUUUCGUUUGGAUGAGGAACGUGUUAUUGAUGCAACUUUAUGUGGUGGUCUCGCUAGAUACAUUAAUCAUUCGUGCAAUCCGAAUUGUGUAGCUGAAAUUGUUGAGGUCGAUCGUGAUUUGAGGAUUAUAAUUUUCGCAAAAAGGCGAAUACAAAGAGGCGAGGAGUUGGCGUACGACUAUAAAUUCGAUAUUGAAGACGAUAAACAUAAAAUAGCGUGUAUGUGCGGAGCGCCGAACUGUAAAAAGUGGAUGAAUUAAAUUGUUAACUUUAUUUAGAAAUGGACAAACAGUGCUUUAUUUAUUUAUUUGUGUACCAUAAUGAUUAAUUCCUACAUUGCUGAAAUAAUUUUUAUAUAAUAUAGUGCAAAUAGAAUGGAAGUAAAAUUUGUGGUGUUAUUUAUCUACACUGCGAUUUAUGUAACAUUCCAAUUUGAUCAAGUUGUUGAUAUUCUGUAAAUGAAACAGACUUGAUUUCUUCAUUACCUAUAUUGAUAACUGUGGCUUAGGUUAGGGACCAAUAUUACUGAUGCUUCCCAACCAUAUAAAGAUGUUAUUAUCUCCUUUAAUUUAAUUGCGUGUAUAUACUCGAAAUAGUGAGGUUUUAUUUCAAAAUUAAAUUUUACAUCGUUGUUCUUGUUGUCUUUUCUAAUGUACUACCAAGUCAUGUAUGUACGGAUUAAUUUAAUCGUUUAGUUGUACAUUGUAUUAUAGUUUGCUUAAUUAAGUAGUUUAAAUUAAAGAUAGAAUUAUAAGAAUUUUAACACCAAUGUUAGAAUCAACUAACAUCGCCUUCGGAGGAGCCUUGUCGCAGUCAUUUAUAAUAUAAUGUUUUAAUUCUAAAUUCAGUGUGCAAUAUAAUGUGGCAGCAUGUACAUAUUUACUGCUAAAGCCAUGCCAUGUACAUAAUAAAUAAGUUCUAUUCACAAAUGCAAUGUUAAUAGUGAUUAGAUAGUUUUAUAUAUUGAUCUAUGUUUAACGUUUUAAUUUUGACGAUCACAUACUAUUAAGAUAUUAUUUUGUUGCACUUUAAGCAAGUACUUUUUUAAUUUUACGUAUUGUUGUUUUCAUUUUAGUGCCAUUUUGAGAAUUAACAAAAUUUGAUUA